This is a messenger RNA of Cinclus cinclus, 1745 nucleotides long. Its product is annotated as activator of 90 kDa heat shock protein ATPase homolog 2-like. Gene Ontology annotation, cellular component: cytosol. NCBI's taxonomy places the organism in Eukaryota, Metazoa, Chordata, Aves, Passeriformes, Cinclidae. Gene Ontology annotation, biological process: positive regulation of ATP-dependent activity; protein folding. The transcript has 9 exons. The record is from RefSeq and is a predicted model, not a curated record. Gene Ontology annotation, molecular function: ATPase activator activity; protein-folding chaperone binding. Bases 1 to 1014 code for a protein of 337 amino acids.
AUGGCCAAGUGGGGCCAGGGGGACCCGCGCUGGAUCGUGGAGGAGCGGGCGGACGGCACCAACGUGAACAACUGGCACUGGACGGAGCGGGACGCGACCAGCUGGUCCAAGAGGAAGCUGAAGGAGGUGCUGGAGGGGCUGGUGGUGGAGGGCGAGGCUGGGCGCUGCGAGAUCGGCGACCUCAAACACGUGGAGGGCGAAGCGUCCUGCAACAGCCGCAAAGGGAAACUCAUCUUCUUCUACGAGUGGAACCUGCGCCUCAGCUGGAAAGGUACAGUGAAAGAGUCUGGUGAGAAACAUAAGGGAUCUGUUGAAAUUCCUAACCUGUCAGAAGAAAAUGAGGUAGAUGAUACAGAGAUAAAUGUGAGCAAGAAGAAAGGGGAAGGUGAUGUUCUGAAGGACCUGAUGAGAACUGAAGGAACCACCAAAGUCAGAGAGGCCCUGAGGGAUUACCUGAAAGCACUUAAAACAGAGUUCACCUUGGGAAUGAUUCUGCCAACUAAAGCUCCUGCUGGUCAGGAACUGGCCAUGGAGCAAAAACCAAGUGGGAGCACCAUGCAGGACUCUGUUACACCACAGUCUCUGGAUAUGGUCGGAGUAAAAAUUCCAACAGUGAGGAUACAUAUGAGAGAAGUCUUCAACUCUACAGCUGAUGAACUUUACAGCAUCUUCACAAAGAAGGAACUGGUACAGAAGUUCUCCAAGUGCCCAGCUGUGAUUGAAGCAGAGAAAGGAGGCAAACUGCAGAUGUUUGAGGGCUUUGUCAGCGGUGAAUACACAGAACUGGUCCCAAGCCAAAGACUUGUCCUGAAGUGGCGGUGUAGGAGCUGGCCUGAUGAACAUUAUGCAACAGUGGCCUUGAACUUCCAGGACCUGGUGGCUCAGUCUGAACUGGAGCUGGAAUGCAAAGGGGUUCCCAUCUCCCAUGAAGAGAGUACAAGACAAUGUUGGAAGAAGCAGUAUUUUGAAGAAAUACAUAUUUUACUGCAGCAAUCAAAAGACAGCAUGGAAUGAUAGCACUGUAGUUUUGUUAGGGCAUUACUUUUUAUACUUUGUUAACAUUUGCUUUUCUAAAAAAAGAAAAAUAUAAUUUAUUUGUGGGAAGAAUAAAGGCCCACUUCUAUAAGACUGUAAAUAGUUUAAGCACUAUUUAUGGGUUUUUAGGGAAUGAGAGGCAAGUCAGACUGUGUAUAUCAACAGCUUUGCUCUGGGACAGUGAUUGCUGUUCUGCUUGCCUGCUACUCCAGAGAGUGACAAUGAUUCAGCUGCAGUGAGUCCUGCCCUCAGAGGUAGGUGAGUUAUACCAUCACUAGGAAGCAUUUCCAGUUCCCUAAUAGUCAGUGUAUCAAGUGGCAGAAUUAAAUCCAGGUAGGAGACUGAGCUCCCAGCAGAGGUGAGCUGAAAGGGAUUACAAAACUGCUGAUCCGUUUCAGGAAAUGGAGGGGGUUUCGUUUACAGCCUCGUGGAAUACUUGCUAGUUGCUUUUAACUGCAGACUCUUUGCAGCUGCAGUUUUAGAACAGAUAAUUAACAGUGUCAUGUAAUUACUAGGUCUGCAUGCACUAUCCUCCCUUACUUGACCUCAGUGUGACAUUUAUUUAUGAAGAAACAGUAGUGCUUGCUUUCUGCAGUUCUGUAAAACCUUCCACUGAAAUGAUUUACAGCCCUCUGCAAUGUUGUACCUCAGAGAGAAUAACUGUUAAAAGAAUUUGGACGGGAACAAAUUGUAAUUCCUAAUUACAAUUG